CAGGCGUGUCAUGUAGGGUGUGCGGUUGGCUGUGGCCUCGACUACUCCACCGUCAGCUAAAUACAACCCUUUGUUUUCGUCGCUCUCACUUCUCUUCUCUUCUCUUCUCUUCUAGUACGUGGUGUUUCUCCGCCUUUCGGCGCGGUUGCUCUCAUCUGGAGUUGCCGCCGUCGGCAUUCCCUAGCUCCACAAAGAAAGAAUGAGCGCCGACGUGAGCAGCGCGUCCACGGGGGUGCCGAAGUAUGCGACCGAGGCCACCAUAACAGACAAGGACGACUGGCCAUCGUCGCCGCCCCCGAACGCCAGGGGCGCCAGCGCCGACAAGGCACCAUCGCCGCCACCGCACGUCGCGCCAGCGGUCGACACGCUACACACCACCUCGCCCGAGCUCCUCAACCAGCCCAUCACGCUCGAGGCCUUCCGCGCCCUCGUCGGCAUCCCGCAGCAGCAGCAGCAGCAGCAGCAGCAUGCCACGGGCCCCUCCGGCACGCAGCUUCCGGCGCCGUCGACCAUCACGCGGCGCACGUGGCGGACCCUCCUACUCCGCGACGACCCGGCGACGGCGGAGCGGCCGACGUCCAUGUACUACAAGCUGCGGCGCGACGAGCGGCGGGCGCGGGCCAUGCAUGCGCUCGUCGACGCGGUGGUGUACGGGUCCAUGCUGCUGCAGAUGGCCUUCGCGGCCGCGCUCAUCGUGCUGGGCGCGCUCAACGGCGACUACCACGUGCCCGUCGCCGUCGUCGGCGCCAUGACGGGCAUCCUGGCGGGCGUCCUGUCGCUCGUCAAGGGCCAGGGCCUGCCGAACCGCUACGUCCGCUACGCGGGCGAGUGCAGGCGCGUGGCCGACGAGAUGGAGUUUAUGGAGAGGGGCCUCCGCGCCGGCGUCGGCCGCGUCACCUAUGCGGACGUGUUGGCGCUGCACCGCCUCUACGAGGCAGCCAUAGAGGACGGGGUGGCGAACCACCCGUCCGCGUGGGUGUCGUCCAUCGAUGCCGUGGGCAAGGGGGCCCCUGGUCCGGGGCGGAGGGAGGACGGCCUCGUGCUGGGCGCUCGUGUGCCGGGCUUGGUUUCUGCGCCGCAGGGUGCGAUGGGGGUCAAAAGCGGUUGAUCAAAUCGUGGGGGUGUGUAAACAUUAUCAGCUUUGCAGCGAAAGAUACAUUCAUAUAGGUACACGUGCAUCCCUAUGCUCCGCGAAUAUCCCACCCCUAGCCAUCACAACAAUA
This is a messenger RNA of Gaeumannomyces tritici R3-111a-1, 1223 nucleotides long. RefSeq lists its product as hypothetical. Lineage: Eukaryota; Fungi; Ascomycota; Sordariomycetes; Magnaporthales; Magnaporthaceae. Bases 200 to 1108 code for a protein of 302 amino acids. The record is from RefSeq and is a predicted model, not a curated record. The transcript has a single exon.